AUGCAGAAUCCACUUGUACGCCUAGGGUUCGAAGGCGCAAAGCCCCAAACACAAAAUGCUGGAAAAAGAGAUUGUUACAGAGAAGCAGCUCUCGAGCUAGGGCAUCAACUGGUGGAGAAAAGUUUGGAUCUUGUUUACGGUGGAGGAAGUAUUGGUCUGAUGGGCCUCGUCGCUAAAGCUGUUCAUGCCGGCGGCGGACAUGUUCUUGGGAUCAUACCGAAACCUUUGGUUGGCAAAGAGGUGAACUUUCUGGAGUUAUUUUUGUGA
This is a messenger RNA of Striga hermonthica, 267 nucleotides long. The record is from the annotation of a GenBank genome assembly. Lineage: Eukaryota; Viridiplantae; Streptophyta; Magnoliopsida; Lamiales; Orobanchaceae.